CGCUUCAAGGGCUGCUCCACGCUCGUCAGACACGAGAGGUUGCACACGGGGGAGAGACCGUAUGGGUGUCCCGAGUGCGGGAAAAGCUUCGGGAUGAGCGGCGACCUCGUCGCCCACCAGCGUUUCCAUACGGCGGAAAAAAAACCCUACAAGUGCCUCGAGUGCGGGAAGGGCGUCGGGCAGAGCUCGGACCUCAUCGCGCAUCGCCGAACCCACGCCGGGGAGAAGCCCUACCCGUGCCCGGCGUGCGGGAAGCGGUUCGGUAGGAAAUCCAACCUGACGGUGCACCCAGCAAGUGCGCGGCGCCGACGGCCUCCGCAAACGCCGGCAGCGUGGAAGGAGCUUGCCGGAGGACUCGGCUCUUUCGAUCCGUCGCGACGUCUUGAUGGAGGACAGCGCUGGCCCGCGCUCAGCCCCGCCGAGCAUCAGCAGCGACGCAGAGGAGAAAAAAAAACAUUGAAUUCCUGGGUGGGAGUGGGGGAAAAAAAGAGACGGGCUGGAGAAAAAGCUCAGACUUUCCAAGAUGUAGGAGGAAAAGCGCAGAAGAAACAGGCGCUGGCAUACGGAAAGUGCGGGAUCUUUGCGUUCCACAUCGGCGUCAGCAAGGACCGGGCGGGAGAAUACCUGUAUAUGUGUUUCGGAGUAAAACAUGAACUUAUUUACUAA
Messenger RNA from Pelecanus crispus (Dalmatian pelican), 666 nucleotides. The record is from RefSeq and is a predicted model, not a curated record. NCBI's taxonomy places the organism in Eukaryota, Metazoa, Chordata, Aves, Pelecaniformes, Pelecanidae.